AUGCAACCGAAACGAGUCGGCAUCAUAGGAUAUGGUCAUCUAGGUGAAUUUUUGGUGGACGAGCUGAAUCGCAUUGAAGGUUUUGAAGUUCUUCGUAUAUGGAACCGGACACCUAAUUCCACCAAGGGUGUGCUACCGUUAGAGGAGAUCGUCGAGGAACACUUGAGUGAUAUCGAUUUGGUCGUUGAAGUCGCUCAUCCAGCCAUCAUUCGUCAAUACGCUCCUGUCAUAUUAGCAAAUUGCGAUCUUUUCAUUGGCUCGCCGACAUGUCUUGCCGAUGCGGACCUUCUGGAGACGAUUCGACUGAUGGCAGCGGCGAAAUACCGCCGUGUUCUGGUGCCGGCUGGUGCGUUUUGGGGAGGCAAUGAUAUUCAGAAGAUGGCUGACCAAGGAACUUUGAAGGCACUCACUAUAACGAUGACUAAACAUCCUUCAUCUUUUAAACUGGAAUCACCUCUCAAGGAGCUCAACGAGACUGCCAAACUCAACAAAGAGAAGGCCACGGUUCUCUAUGAAGGACCCGUGCGUGGCUUGUGCCCAUUGGCACCGAAUAAUGUUAACACGAUGGCUGGAGGAGCUAUAGCAGCUCACAAUCUGGGCUUUGACGGGGUUACCGCUAGACUCGUCAGUGAUCCAAAAAUGACUGACUGGCACGUCGUUGAAGUUGAAGCAAUCGGUCCAGACGGAUUUAGUGUAACGACUACGCGGAAAAAUCCCGCAAAACCAGGAGCGGUAACCGGACAGCUUACCUAUUACUCGUUUCUGGCCAGUAUCAAAGGUAAACUGUUCACGUUCGUGUGGUAA
Molecule: messenger RNA, 804 nt
Organism: Cooperia oncophora
Lineage: Eukaryota; Metazoa; Nematoda; Chromadorea; Rhabditida; Trichostrongylidae
Source: the annotation of a GenBank genome assembly